AUGAUAUCUGCAUUCCGACUUCCAAGCCCACUCGCGCUCUGCCGAAAGCGCGUCGCUGCUCUACCCAACCAGCGCAGAUGCCAAUCCUCCAUCCGUGCUCUGCAGGACGCGUUCCGCGAUCCUUCCUCGCCCUUCCACAUACCCCCGGGCACAAAGGGCCCCGCGUCGCCCGAUCCCCCAGCCGAGUCCGAGCUUCUGCACACAGUCGCAGCCUCCAACCCACCAACGGACGCUGAAGUCGCAGCAGCGGAGGGAGAGACGCCCGCCGCCGAGGGGCGCAGGAGGCUCCUCGAGCUCGGCUACGACCCCAGCAGCUUCUGGGAGCAGCAUGUCGUGUGGGGGGACCACGACGCGUUCCAACACGUCAACAACGUCCGCUACGUGCGCUUCUUCGAGUCCUCGCGCAUCCAGUGGAUGUGUUCCCUCGGCGAGGAGCUCGGCGGCCCUGAUGCGGUCGCAGCGAUGCUCGCGGGCCGCGGCGUGUCCCUCAUCCUCAAGUCCCUCUCGCUCCACUAUAAGCGCCCCGUCGUCUACCCCGACACGCUCCUCGUCGCGCACGGCGUGCACAGCGCCGCGUCCGAGCGGCCCCUCCCGAAGACGCACUUCCACCUCCGCGGCGCGAUCUGGUCGUACGCGCAGCGCCGUAUCGUCACCGAGUGCGAUUCGGUACUCGUGUGGUACGAUUAUGACAAGCUCGCCAAGUGCGAUCCUGGCCCCCGCACGAGGGAGGUACUCCUCGGGAGGAUGCAGCUGGGGCAGUAA
This is a messenger RNA of Sparassis crispa, 762 nucleotides long. RefSeq lists its product as hypothetical. Gene Ontology annotation, molecular function: fatty acyl-CoA hydrolase activity. The transcript is spliced from 4 exons. Lineage: Eukaryota; Fungi; Basidiomycota; Agaricomycetes; Polyporales; Sparassidaceae. Bases 1 to 762 code for a protein of 253 amino acids. The record is from RefSeq and is a predicted model, not a curated record.